Molecule: messenger RNA, 3046 nt
Organism: Bursaphelenchus xylophilus (pine wood nematode)
Lineage: Eukaryota; Metazoa; Nematoda; Chromadorea; Rhabditida; Aphelenchoididae
Source: the annotation of a GenBank genome assembly
AUGUUGUAUUCCAUAUCUGCGGCAGCUUCCCGGGUACGUUUUUUCUUUGGUUUUUAUUGGUUUAGGUAUCGGUUGUAUUGAUUUACAAGGCACUUGAAGCGGCGUGGUUGGAUUUGCUUGAAAUUUUGAAGGGGUGCUUUUGAUCGGAUGUAGAUCAAGGUCGGAGUUUUUGCGAGUGGAAUUAGCGGCUAUUUGUUGAGGUUUUUAAGAUUUUAUUUGAUUAAGAGGUAGCUAAGACAAAGUUGAAUUUUUGCAUGGCCAAGUUAAUUAAAAUGGUAAUACUUUCUUCUUUGUAAUACUUUCUAAUUGAGUAGUAAAAUUCUUUUCUUUCUUUUGGAUAAGUUUCAACGGAAAGUAAAUACAUUAAAAAUCAUUUUUUCUGAUAUUAUCCUUGCUGGAUCAAAAAAAAUUUCUGCAGGGCUGUCGUCGAUAUAUGGAAGACCGUGUUGUGAUAGAACUGAUGCGAGAUGAAAACAAAGAGAUUGACGGCAUUUUCGUCGCAGUUUUGGAUGGUCAUGGCGGGCCUGAAGCUUCCUCCUACGUGAAAGAACACCUUUGGCCAAUCUUGCAGUCGACUCCGGGAUUCGAAUCCACUGAUAGCGAGGCUGUUCUGAAAGCAAUGAAAGCGACUUUCCUGCAAAUUCAUGAGGAAAUGAAGGAUGUUCAUGUCUCAUGGCCCUCUCGAGCCAACGGUUUUCCGUCAACAGCUGGAACUACUGUUAGUUGUGCGCUGAUACGUCAUGGCAAAAUUUACACUGCUCAUUGCGGAGAUUCAAGGAUUGUUUUGGUCAGAGAAACUUCGAUGGGUAGGAUUUUUGCUCAAAACAAAAAAUUUUUAUAUUACACAUGACAUUGAUAUCAAAUUUUUUUUUAUUUUUUUUAGGAUUCUCGCACACCGACCUCACCGCCGAUCACAAGCCCGAAGAUCACAAAGAACUGGCCCGAAUCGAACGUGACGGCGGCUCCGUUUCACGGGUAUCUCUGGUCCCACGCGUCAUGUGGGUCCGUCGACAUUCCGAUCGCACCGAAUCCGUGCCAUUCCUCUCCAUUGCCCGCUCGCUGGGCGACUACUGGUCUUUCGUCCCAACCACCAUGAAAUACGCGGUCAGCCCCGAGCCGGACUUGGACGUUCGUCCCCUCACUUCCAAAGAUAAAUAUCUAGUGCUAAUUACGGAUGGUAUAACACAUGUCAUAAAGUCGGCUCAAAUUGCGGAUCAUAUGUGGGAAGCUCAUCCUGGAGUUCGAAAUGUAUGUGGUUUUAAUUUUUUUGUUUGAUGUUUAGAAUCGAGUCCGAAAUCCGGCCAGAUACUUGCUGCAGAAGACGAUCGCUGGAUGGAGAAAUCUCAAGAGUGAUAACAUGUCAAUACUGUGUAUUGGAGUAGGUUUUCAGAACGGUUAUAGUGUAAUUGGACUCUUGAAAAUUUUGAUUUUGGCAAUGGACCUUGUUUUAGACCCGAAAAAACCUAAAUUUUAGUUGUUUUAGAGUUUUGAUACUUAGAAUUUCAAAAUUUUUAGUUCCAUUCCACCGCCCGCGACCCGUACGCCCCUCUCCAACCCACGAAAGAGUUCUCGGUGGAUGUGAAAUUGUCCCUGGAACAACAUCUCACCGCAUCCCCAAGGUCCAUCGCCCUGGUCUCAAACCUAAGUCAACGCUUCGUCGACCCCGAGCUGGACUCGUUGUCGAUCAAGGUCAACUCGGAAGAUUACACGCAAAAGUUUCGUGGACCUGGAUUUGCGGAUCAGUCCGAGUCGGAUGAAGAGGAAGAAGAGACGGAUGAAGAUCAAGAUGAACAUCUUGAUAGACCGUUAUAUGUUUAUGAAAGACAUUCCAUUAGAGUUGAGAGGGAAGUAAAUGCAAAUGGAGGUGAGUUGAGGGGUUUUUUUUGGGGUUUAGGAGCAAAAAUUUUUGGUUUUGACGUCGAAAAAAUUUGAAUUUUUGGGCUUAAAAUGCUGAUUUUUUGUUGAAUUUUUUAUCAGAAAGUGGAAAAUAUAGCUCAGAGAGGCUUAAUAAUACUUUAGCAAGAGUUUUGGAAAAAUUAAAAAAAAAAAAAUUUUUUUUGGAUUUUUUUACUUUUUUGAAAUUGAAAGUAUCGAAUUUUUGGUUUUAAAAUGCUGGUUUUUUAUUGGAUUUUUUAUCAAAAAGUGAAAAAUAUAUCUCAGAGAAGGUUAAUAUUACUUUAGAAAGAGUUUUGGAAAAAUUUAAAAAAAAAAAUUUUUGGAUUUUUCUGACUUUUUUGACCAAGUAUAAUAUAAAAAAAUUCCAGAAGAAUUCGACUCCAUUGACGAAUUCGACGAGGAAAUUGUGCGCAGCCUGGAAGCGGCCGGUCCGAACGCUGCCAAUCAACCGGUACGGGUGCUGAAUGUACACGCGGAGCGUCGCCAUUACCUGAUGAAUGGAUCGCUGAACGGAGAAGUGAAUGAAAAGACGGUGGAGACGAAGACCCUAACAAAAUUGGACUUUGAAACUUCCGAUGAAGUGGAUCCGGACGUUGAGAAGAGGGUCCGAACCCCGGAUAGAAGCUUGAUUUUCGAUGUGGAUGAGAAGGAGACCUCGAUCCUGGAGGAGUCGGGAAUUGACAAGGAAGAGUCCCUGGUGGAUGAGGAAAAAUUGUCCAAGAAGAACAGAAAACGCCCCAGUUCGGCCAUGGCCAGUGAUAACAACAUUCAAUUGAAAGGUAAAGGGGAGAAUUUUGGAUUUUUGAGGGGAAAUUUAUAUUGUAGUAGGGGAAAAGAUUGUUUUGGUAAGAAGUUAUGAAAGAAUUGAUGAAAUUUUGUGGAAAAGGUGAUUUUUAGAGAGUAUAGGGCUUGUAUUUUCUGGAAAUGACGAUUUUUUCGAAUUAUGCCCUUAGGGGAUUUUUGAAAUUUUGUCGGAUUUUGAAGAUUUUUUGAGUUUUUAUGAAAAGUAAGGAGGUUUUUAAGCUUAAAAAUGCAUUUUUCAGAUUGCCUGAAGGGCUUAAUUUUAAUUUUUUAUGUUUUUGAGUUUGAUUUUUUAGAAAUUUUUUAAAAAAUUUCAUUUUUAGUCAAGCGUUGCUCCGAUGGGAACUAA